Silurus meridionalis is the source of this 1843-nucleotide messenger RNA. Its product is annotated as zinc-binding protein A33-like. The transcript has 6 exons. The coding region runs from base 13 to 1449 and encodes 478 amino acids. The record is from RefSeq and is a predicted model, not a curated record. Gene Ontology annotation, molecular function: protein binding; zinc ion binding. NCBI's taxonomy places the organism in Eukaryota, Metazoa, Chordata, Actinopteri, Siluriformes, Siluridae.
CAAAAAGAGAGAAUGUCAGCUGAAGGGAUCCUUUUAGAAGAUGAUCUUUCCUGUCCUGUGUGUUAUGAUAUAUUUCAGAAUCCUGUUCUCUUGUCAUGUAGUCACAACAUCUGUAAAGAGUGCCUGGAUGAAUUCUGGAAAAGAAAGGCUUGUCAGGAGUGUCCAGUGUGCAAACAGGAGGUUCUACACGAUCCUGUGUGUAACUUCCCAUUGAAGGUUCUGUGUGAUGCUCACUUGGAGGAAUACAGUCAGAAAUAUGCAGCAGACUCUAAGCAGUACUGCGGCAUACACAGUAAGCAACUUAAACUCUUCUGUCUGGAAGAUAAACAGCCUGUCUGUUUGAUUUGCCAAACAUCUCAACAACACAGUGACCAUGAAUGUUAUCCCAUCGAUGAAGCUGCCAUUCAUUUUAAGUAUUUUCAACAGAAGGAACUCAAAACUGCAUUAGAGCCCUUACAAAAAAAGCUGCAUCGCUUCAAACACGUGAAACAGUCUUGCUAUAAUGCCACAGCACACAUUAAGUGGCAGACCAAGCGAACAGAGCAGCAGAUAAUGAAUGAGUUUAGAAAGCUGUACCAGUUUCUACGACUUGAAGAGGCGGACAGAUUACUUGCACUGCGACAAGAAGAGGAGCAGAAGAUUCAGAGGAUGGAGGAGAAAAUUGAGGAGAUGAACAAGGAGAUAUCAUCACUUGCAAAACUGAUCAGAGCCAUAGAAGAGGAUAUGUGGACUGAAGAUGUCUUAUUCGUACAGAACUUUGAGUCAUCAAUGACUAGAGCUCAGUGCUCUUUGCAGGAUCCACAGAUGGUUUCAGGAGCACUGAUUGAUGAAGCAAAGCACUUGGGCAACCUGCAAUUCAGAGUUUGGGAGAAAAUGAAGAACAUUGUGCAGUACAGUCCCAUCAUUCUAGAUCCCAACACAGCACACGUGUCCCUUAAACUGUCUGAAGAUCUGACCAGCAUGACAUUUGAUGAAACAGAAGAUAUGACGCACAUUCCUGAUAACCCUGAAAGGUUCGAAUCAAGUGCGUGUGUCCUCAGCUCUGAGGGUUUUGACUCAGGGAGCCAUUGCUGGGAUGUCGAGGUUGGGAAUAGGAGUUUGUGGGAGGUGGGAAUAACCACAGAGUCGAAUCCAAAAACCGCAGGGCUGUUUUAUAAUGGGGUCUGGAGUGUGGAGUAUAAUUGCGGCUUUUACACUCGCUCGCCUGGUCGGCCAAAGUCUCCAUUCUCUGCCGAGGGAGGACUCCAGAAAAUCAGAAUACAGCUGGACUGGGACAAAGGACAGGUGUCCUUCUCGGAUCCUCUCAAUGAGACAGAUAUCAAAAUCUUCAAUCACACAUUUACAGAGAAAGUCUAUCCAUUUUUCUGGAGUCACAUGAAGAACUCCCCUGUUAAGAUUUUACCCAUGAUGAUUGUACCCAUGACAGUUCUUGAAACCUUGAGUGAGUAAAGUAAAAUCGGAAUAAGGGCCCUGUAUCAUUUGUUUAGCUUUAGAGGAACAUGUGUGCAUGCCUUGAUCAAUAUAAGAGCAAGAAUGAGUGCUAAUGAUUUUUUGUGAUUUGGUAUUUUAUACAAAAAACUAUCAUAAAAUGAGUUUAAAUUUGAAGCAGUACAUUCAUGCAUUAAUUUUAUUCCCCAUUUUUCUUUAUUUUCUUCGAUUUCUUUUAGAAUGUCCAUGUUUUAAGUUUAAAAUAGUUUACAGUUUAUUUUGUCUAACAAAGUUGUUAUAAUUAUUGUUCUAAUUCAUUGCAAUUUAAUAUUGUAUUGUAAUGAUGUAAUUGUGAUUCAAUUUGACUUUUUUUUUUUUAAACAUGUGCUUAGGAUGAAAUUAAUAAAUAAAUAGA